Messenger RNA from Guyanagaster necrorhizus, 1764 nucleotides. RefSeq names its product APC amino acid permease. Bases 35 to 1690 code for a protein of 551 amino acids. Lineage: Eukaryota; Fungi; Basidiomycota; Agaricomycetes; Agaricales; Physalacriaceae. Gene Ontology annotation, molecular function: L-amino acid transmembrane transporter activity. Gene Ontology annotation, biological process: amino acid transmembrane transport. The transcript is spliced from 13 exons. Gene Ontology annotation, cellular component: membrane. The record is from RefSeq and is a predicted model, not a curated record.
GCAACGCCUAUCUCUGGACCACCUGAGUACCCGUAUGACUUCUAGUACCGGCAACGACGAUGAGCAGCAAUAUCUUCUGAAUACCCAUUCUGGAUCCCAUUAUGACUCGACCAAGACAGUCGUCGUCGCUAGUGGUAUCGACGGCGUUGCAAUACAUAGGAAUGAAAGUGAUUCGCGCAACGGGGAAUCCUAUGACGAUGUACCUCAGGCAAAGCGACGGCUAGGUCUAUUCAGCGCCACCUUUUUAAUAUUCAAUCGAAUCAUUGGAACUGGUAUAUAUGCGACGCCAAGCGUCAUCUUACGCUCGUCUGGAAGUCCGGGCCUUGCACUAGUUAUGUGGUUAGUUGGAGCAAGUAUUGCAGCGGUAGGAACAGCUGUUUACAUUGAACUUGGCACCGGACUGCCUCGAAGUGGUGGAGAGAAGAAUUACCUCGAAUUCAUAUAUAGACGUCCCAAGUUCCUAGCAACAUGCGCAUUUUCUGUUUAUGCGAUUAUCACGGGCUCAUCGGCUGCUAACAGUCUUGUUUUUGGAGAAUAUGUUCUUCAUGCUCUGAGCAUCGAACCUGCUAGAUGGAAUACUCGUUUUGUAGCAUUCUUGUGUAUAUCCUUUUGCUGUCUGCUCCAUGGCACCACAUUCAAGUGGGGACUCCGCCUUCAGAAUACGCUAGGUCUUUUCAAGCUCUUCCUCCUUUCAUCGAUAGGUACCGCGGGUUUGUUUUGUCUGGCUGGUGUCCCCGGAUUUCGCAUUAGAGGCGAAUAUGAGGCUCCCGAUAAUCUCCGGUGGGAUAAGCUGUGGCAAGGUAGUAACUCCGAUGCAAAUGCUUUGAUAUCUGGUUUGUACAACAUUAUUUGGUCUUUCGUUGGCUAUUCUACUGCCAAUUAUGCAUUGUCCGAGGUCAGAAACCCUGUUCGGACGAUAAAGAGGGCAGCACCUCUGGCCCUUAUUUCUGUAACCGCAGUCUACCUGCUAGUCAACGUUGGUUACUUCGCUGUGGUUUCCAAAGGCGAUAUAAUAGGAAGCCGGCGGAUCGUUGCAGCUUUGUUCUUCCGAAACCUAUUUGGACCAAACUUGGAACGAGUUCUCAGCGUUUUUAUUGCCUUAUCGACGCUAGGAAAUUUGCUUACCGGCCAGUUCAGUCAAGGGCGCAUCAUACAGGAAUUGGGCCGAGAAGGGGUGAUACCAUUAUCGUGGUUCUUUGCCAGCAACAUGCCAUUCAACGCGCCCUUGGCAGGUCUUGCUACGAACUGGUUCUUUUCUACUAUGUUCAUGGUUCUUCCCCCACCUGGUGAUGCCUACUUGUUCAUGAUUAGUCUGUCAUCCUACUGUCUUGCUAUCAUAAAUGCUCUCGUUUCCGUGGGCCUUCUGCUGCUGUACACUUCUGCGUACAGGGCAUGGAGUUGGGACCCUCCAUUCCGAGCUCCCAAGAUUGCAAUCGUCUUGUUCUUUUUAUCUAAUGUAUUCCUGAUACUCGUUCCUCUAAUACCACCCGCGCCUGGAUCAAGAACGUAUGAGCAUUUGCCUUAUUGGUCUCAUGCUGUUGUCGCUUUUGCUGUAUCUCUCAUCGGUGUUGGAUACUGGUAUGUCUGGUGUGUUUCGCUACCUCGAAAGAAAGGUUAUAGAUUAGAAAGAACUUGGGUUCUGCAGGAGGAUGGCGUUUCUCGUUGUGUUUUCCGUCAGAUACCUCUAUGAUAAAUUAGCCCCUAUUAUGAUCAUGUGUAUGUAUUUGAGUCGGGAGCAUCUGCCAAACUUUACGGAUUGCUGAC